CGGCUGAUUCAGGCGAAUUGUUCACUCCGGCGGACAGUGUGCGGCGGAAGACCUAGCGGACUGGGAACACUCCUUGGGAAAAGUCGCGCGCGCGUUUCGCGUUCCUUAUCACACGAGUCAGACAGUGAAAGUGGAAAGUUAUCGCGAGAGUGAAAGCGAGACCCGGAGACCGUGGACUGGAGCUAAAAAAAGUAAAAAGUAACAAGCACAGAGAUAAAUCACAAGUUGCGAAUAAACAAAAGCCAGGGGAAUCGCCCAAUAAAAAGAAUCGCGCGGCUCAAACAAAUUUGUGAUAUGCGUUUGAACAUAUUCGUUGUGAAAGUGAAUUAAAUACGCCAGCAACGCGUUUCAAUUAAGCGAAAACCGGAAAAGAAAAAAGCACCAAAAUGUAUGGCUUCGUUAACUACGCCCUGGAGCUGCUGGUGCUGAAGCAUUUCGGCGAGGAAAUAUGGGAGAAGAUCAAGAAAAAGGCCAUGGUCAGCAUGGAGGGGCAGUUUCUGGUGCGACAAAUUUACGACGAUGAAAUAACAUACAAUCUAAUUGGAGCAGCUGUCGAGAUACUCAACAUUCCCGCAGAUGACAUCCUGGAGCUGUUCGGCAAGACCUUCUUCGAGUUCUGCCAGGACUCGGGCUACGAUAAGAUCCUGCAAGUGCUGGGAGCCACGCCCCGGGAUUUCCUCCAGAAUCUGGAUGCCCUGCACGACCACCUGGGCACCCUGUACCCCGGAAUGCGGGCUCCCUCCUUCCGCUGCACGGAGAAGGAUGGCGAGCUGCUCCUCCAUUACUACUCGGAACGGCCCGGCCUCGAGCACAUAGUCAUCGGCAUCGUCAAGGCCGUCGCAUCCAAGUUGCAUGGCGUCGAGGUGGAAAUCGACAUUGUCAAGCGCAAGGGAGAGCCCAUCGACGAGGCCGAGAAGGAGCGGGCCAUCGCCCGGGAAAAUCAGCAACUGCAGGAGGACUCGAUGGCCACGACGACGACGGGAUCGGCAACGGUUGUCCUGGCUCCUUCGACGGAUGCCGAGCGAAACAAUAAUCACAAUGGCAGCAAUGGCAGCAAUAAUGGAAUGCCCAACAACGGCAACAACGCCAACGUGAACAACAACAACGAUGGCCAACAGAUUGCCAGCGAGACAGAGCCCGCCAUAGCGCUAAACACGUGUCCCAUUGCCCAGGACAGCUUCGAUUGCGACGGGGACAAGGAGCAGAAGUGUUUGAGACUGCUGAAGAACAAAAGCGACGACAUCGAGCGUUACGACCACGUGCAGUUCCUGAUACGGGAGAUCAACGUGGCCGCCAAAUCCCAGGUGGAUGCCAAAAAGGACGAGGUGCCCGAUGACAUGGAGUUCCUAUGCGAAGCUCCACUCAUAUCGCCCGCCACAUUCUGCAAGGUGUUCCCCUUCCACCUGAUGUUCGAUAGGCAAAUGAAAAUCGUUCAGGCCGGCAAGGCUGUGUCUCGAGUAAUUCCCAGAGUCGCCGAGGAGAACUGCUCCCUGAUAGAGGUGGUGGAGGCCAUCCGGCCGCACCUGCAGCUCAACUUCGAGAACAUCCUGUCCCACAUAAACACCAUCUAUGUCCUGCAGACACGUCAGGGGGCCAUGAGCAGCCGGCACGAGCAGCGCUUUCUGAGACUGAAGGGACAAAUGAUGUACAUUCCGGAAACGGAUCGGAUACUCUUCCAAUGCUACCCCAGUGUCAUGAAUCUGGACGAUCUGACAAAGAAGGGACUCUACAUCUCGGAUGUGCCGCUGCACGACGCUGCCAGGGAUUUGGUCCUGCUCUCCGAGAAGUUCGAGGCGGAGUACAAGCUAACGAAGAACCUGGAGAUGCUCACCGACAAGCUGCAGCAGACCUUCCGCGAUCUGGAGAGCGAGAAGCAGAAGACCGACAGGCUGCUCUAUUCGGUGCUGCCAAAGUCGGUGGCCAAUGAGUUACGACAUCAGCGACCAGUGCCGCCCAAACGGUACGACUCCGUGACGCUGAUGUUCUCCGGCAUCGUGGGCUUUGGCCAAUACUGCGCGGCCAACACGGAUCCCGAUGGGGCCAUGAAAAUCGUUAAAAUGCUGAAUGAGCUCUACACGGUCUUCGACGCGCUCACCGACUCCAAGCGGAACCUGAAUGUGUACAAGGUGGAAACUGUUGGCGAUAAGUACAUGGCCGUUUCCGGGCUGCCCGACCACUGUGAGGAUCAUGCCAAGUGCAUGGCGCGAGUGGCCCUCGAUAUGAUGGACAUGGCCAAGAACGUCAAAAUGGGCUCCAAUCCAGUGCAAAUCACCAUAGGCAUCCAUUCCGGCGAAGUGGUGACCGGAGUGAUUGGCAACCGGGUGCCGCGCUACUGUCUAUUUGGAAAUACGGUCAAUCUCACCAGCCGGACGGAGACCACGGGCGUUCCGGGCCGCAUCAAUGUCAGCGAGGAAACCUAUCGGCUGCUCUGUCUGCCGAUCAACCAGGAUGAUUCGUUCCACUUGGAGUACCGCGGUCCCGUAAUCAUGAAGGGCAAGCCCACGCCCAUGGACUGCUGGUUCCUGACGCGUGCCACCAGCAGCGUUUUGGGUGGCAUUUCCUCGACGUCCGGCGGCGGUGGAAAUGGGAGCCUGGACUCGCCGCUGCUGCAGCCGACAACUCCAACGGCCAGCGGGCCCACGCCCAUUGGCGCAGCCACCCAGCGGGCAUCAGGACAUGCCAGCGUGUCACGUACCUCUUCUGCCGGAGGAAGCGGCGCCGGCGGGGGCGGAGGCACAUAGGAGAUGUGCAAGGACUCGUCUUGCUGCUGCUGAAACAUCCUGUAAAGUUGCCACUGCAUGCGUGACUCCAUCUGUCCGAAAGUCUGCGGCUAAAUCUGCAGGUCCUAGGACCACUUAACCACUUCAUUUCUAUGCCUUUGUGUUUGUCAUCCUUCAUCCAGCAUCCUGCAUCCCACGUUCUAUGUCCCGUGACCCGCAUCCUGCAACCCAAGUGUGUGUUCUUGGCAUCGUGUGAUUGUUGCUGCUGGCGCAUUGCGGCCGGAGCUCGAGGAACGUCGGAUCGCUGUGCAAGCCUGUGGAUUAUCCUGUAAAAAUGUUUGAAAUCAUCUAAGUGUGUGUUGCGUGAGUCCUCGUAGAUGUGUAUUAUUGUGUAAAGGAAGUGUAAUUUGUUAAUAUGUAUUUAUUAUGAUUCUACUUUGUGAUGGUUUCUUAGGCUGAACUUUUUCGUGUAACUAUAUUAAUCUAAAGGAAAACAAAAAUUACUCGAACUGUAAAAAUCGACGAGCGAAAAAAUGUAAGGCAGAUAUUCUAACUAAACCACUCAACUUUUGGGACAACUUAAUUAAGCCGUAAGCGUAAAUUAGCAUAACCACAAGGCACCAAAGAAAAAAGAAAACCAGACAAAGAGAUAUAUAAAUAUACAUAAAAUAUAUAUAUAUAGAUGUAAUUGGGUUCGUCAACUUCUAUACAGGGCUACCGACCAGCAAACAACAAACCAAAUUGUUAGAAACUCAACUGCACCAAAAAGUAAACUCUAUACAAAUGUACAAGCGAGACACACCCGAGUAUUUACAUGGAUAGAUGUUCUAAAGUCGUUAGCGCAGCAUCAAGAAAAUCUAACUAUAGGCUAAGAGCUCUCCAAACCAAAGUUCGUUUAAGUUUCCAUUGAUCUAUGGCCAUUGUUACGAAGGACAAAUCUCUACUUUACUAUAACUGAAAAAUAGCUUUAUAGUUCUUAAGCCAUCACGCCGGAAGUCUCUCUCUCUGAAAUCAUGGACUAUAGUUAAUACAUACCUAUAUAUAGAUAUAUUCAUAGCAAUAUCAAUGUGCACAGAUGCUAGUACUCUAAAAUAUAUCCAACUGUUCAGCUGAAUGUUCUUCUAAGGCAAAGCGUAGCUUAAGAUCCGGUCCAAGUGAGACUCGAUUCGUUUUUUGUUGAUCCGAGGAGGUGUUGAGUGUUAAAUCUAAGUUACUUACUUGUGUACUGUAAAAAGGCUAAGAAGUGUUAAGUGCUAAACUAACUAAGCCCUCACCCCUUAGGACCGCCCCCUACCUGUUUUCAUCUGUACACAAAAUGGAGUAAAUGUUAAAUAUGUUAAAGUCAAAUCAAUAUGUAACUGUAACCCAAGAGUAAACGCAAGAUAAGCAUACGCAGAAACAAAUAAAAAUAUUUCAUUGAACCC
Molecule: messenger RNA, 4144 nt
Organism: Drosophila eugracilis
Lineage: Eukaryota; Metazoa; Arthropoda; Insecta; Diptera; Drosophilidae
Gene: Gycbeta100B
Product: guanylate cyclase soluble subunit beta-1
Exons: 18
Coding region: 387-2741 (784 amino acids)
Biological process (GO): cGMP biosynthetic process; response to oxygen levels
Cellular component (GO): guanylate cyclase complex, soluble
Molecular function (GO): guanylate cyclase activity; heme binding
Source: RefSeq, a predicted model, not a curated record